CGGGCAUGCGCAUAGAGAGGAUGCCAUAUUGGAAUGAGGCUGUAGUGGGAGCUGGAGGAUCCGAGCGGGCGCGCUAGUGAGGCGGCGGGUAGAGAGCGAGUGAGCCAGGAGGGCGGGUGAGCGGGACCAGCGCCCACUCCGGUCGUACCCGGGGCCCUGGCUUCACUAUCCUGGGCAGGAUAAACUUCAUCAGGUAACCUGCUGCAGGAUGAACUAAGGGAAGAGGACAUAUAGUCAUCAGCGUGGAGAAACAUUUGGCAGUUUCCAAGAUGCAAAACUCAUCCUCUUUAUUGGAAAAGAAAACUGGCCCAGCAAAUGGGAAUGGGGAUCUUGAUUCAGAGGAAGGUUCUGGCCUGGAGGAAAAUGGCUUCAGCUGGGGAGACUAUCUGGAAGAAACAGGCACCAGGGCGGCGCCACACUCAUCCUUCCGGCAUGUGGAGAUCAGCAUUCAGAGUAACUUCCAGCCGGGAAUGAAGUUGGAGGUGGCCAAUAAGAACAAUCCAGACACUUACUGGGUGGCCACGAUCAUCACCACCUGUGGACAGCUGCUGCUUCUGCGUUACUGUGGUUAUGGGGAAGACCGAAGGGCUGACUUCUGGUGUGACGUGAUCAUAGCAGAUCUACACCCUGUGGGGUGGUGCACACAGAACAACAAGGUGUUGAUGCCCCCGGAUGCAAUCAAAGAGAAGUACACAGACUGGACAGAAUUCCUCAUACGUGAUUUGACUGGUUCUCGGACAGCACCUGCAAGCCUUCUGGAAGGCCCUCUGCGAGGGAAAGGCCCUAUAGACCUCAUUACAGUUGAUUCCUUAAUAGAGCUCCAGGACUCUCAGAACCCCUUUCAGUACUGGAUAGUUAGUGUGAUUGAAAAUGUCGGAGGAAGAUUACGCCUUCGCUAUGUGGGAUUGGAGGACACUGAAUCCUAUGACCAGUGGUUGUUUUACUUGGAUUACAGACUUCGACCAGUUGGUUGGUGUCAAGAGAAUAAGUACAGAAUGGAUCCACCUUCAGAACUCUAUCCUCUGAAGAUGACUUCUGAGUGGAAAUGUGCUCUGGAAAAAUCCCUAGUUCUUGCUGCAGAGUCUCCUCUUCCAAUGGAAGUAUUUAAGGACCAUGCAGACCUCCGAAGCCAUUUCUUCACAGUUGGGAUGAAACUGGAGACAGUAAAUAUGAGUGAACCCUUUCAUAUCUGUCCUGCAUCAGUGACCAAGGUUUUUAACAAUCAUUUUUUCCAAGUGACUAUUGAUGACCUAAGACCUGAACCUAACAAACUCUCGAUGCUGUGCCAUGCAGAUUCUUUGGGAAUUUUGCCAGUACAGUGGUGCCUUAAAAACGGAGUCAACCUCACUCCUCCCAAAGGUUACUUGGGCCAGGACUUUGACUGGGCAGACUAUCACAAGCAGCAUGGGGCAGAAGAAGCACCGCCCUUCUGCUUCAGAAAUGCAGCAUUCAAUCGGGGCUUCACAAAGAACAUGAAGCUUGAAGCUGUGAACCCCAGGAAUCCAGGGGAGCUGUGUGUGGCCUCUGUGGUCAGUGUGAAGGGACGAUUGUUAUGGCUCCAUCUAGAAGGUCUGCAGACUCCAAUUCCAGAGGUCAUUGUGGAUAUGGAUUCCAUGGAUAUCUUCCCUGUGGGCUGGUGUGAAGCGAAUUUUUACCCCUUGACCACACCGCACAAAACAGUCUCAGAAAAGAAGAGAAAGAUUGCAGUUGUACAGCCGGAAAAACAAUUGUCAUCCACAGUGCCUGUUGAGAAAAUACCUCAUGACCUCUGCUUAUUCCCUCACGUGGACGCCACAGCAGGGACUGUCAAUGGGAAGUACUGCUGCCCACAGCUCUUCGUCAACCACCGGUGUUUCUCAGGCCCGUUCCUGAACAAAGGGAGGAUCGCAGAGCUACCUCAGUCUGUGGGACCUGGCAAGUGUGUGCUGGUGCUUAAAGAGGUUCUCAGCAUGAUCAUCAAUGCAGCCUAUAAGCCCGGGAGGGUACUGCGAGAACUGCAGCUGGUAGAAGAUCCCCACUGGAAUUUUCAGGAGGAGACCCUCAAGGCAAAGUACAGAGGCAAAACGUACAGGGCUGUGGUCAAGAUCGUUCGGACGUCAGACCAAGUAUCGAAUUUCUGCCGGCGAGUUUGUGCCAAGCUGGAGUGCUGUCCAAAUUUAUUUAGUCCCGUGCUGAUCUCCGAAAACUGCCCAGAGAACUGUUCCAUUCACACCAAAACCAAAUACACCUAUUAUUAUGGAAAAAGAAAGAAGAUCAUUAAACCCCCAAUUGGGGAAAGCAGCAUUGAAAGUGGACAUCCAAAACCGUCCAGGAGAAGGAAACGGCGGAAAUCUAUCUUUGUGCAGAAGAGACGGAGAUCUUCUGCUGUGGACUUCCCAGCGGGCUCAGGGGAGGAAAGCGAGGAGGAGGAUGCAGACGCCCUGGAGGACGACACCGCGAGCGAGGAAACUGGUUCCGAGGUCCGAGACGAUCAGACGGACACCUCCUCAGCAGAGGUGCCCUCUGCCCGGCCCCGGAGGGCUGUGACCCUGCGGAGCAGUUCAGAAGCUGUGAAGCGGCCUCCAGUGGAGCGGGCACGAAGGGUCCGCCCAGUGCCAACCACUACGCCUGCUGACGAAGGAGACAAGGGCCCUCCUGCUAGGCCCGAGGAGCCAGAGGAAACAAAGCAGGAGGAGGAGGAAAGACUGAUCCUCGAGAGCAAUCCACUGGAGUGGACCGUCACAGACGUGGUACGAUUUAUUAAGCUGACGGACUGUGCGCCCUUGGCCAAGAUCUUUCAGGAGCAGGACAUCGAUGGUCAGGCACUCCUCCUGCUGACUCUCCCGACCGUGCAGGAGUGCAUGGAGCUGAAGCUGGGACCUGCUAUCAAGUUAUGCCAUCAGAUCGAGAGAGUGAAAGUGGCUUUCUAUGCGCAGUAUGCCAACUAACUCGGCUUCCCCGGGGUGGUGCCUGAUUCUGAUGAUGCUGUGUUUGUGAAGGUUUCCAGGACCGAUACCUUGAUUUCCUGGGCUUUGUGAAAUGGCACAUUCGUUGAGGAUCUCCAGAAAGCCAGAACCCCAGGACCUCCUCGAAGCACCAGCCUGUUUGAUAGUUCUGUUUCUGAAGCACACAGAAGGACGACAGCAGCAGUUCCUGGGAUGGAGCGGAAGUUCUGAGACAGAACUUCCCCCAUUCUUGACUCAUUUCUUGAUCUCUGUGUUUCAUUUUUCUCCCAUCUAAGCUAGGCAGCUUCCUGUAAGCCAAGUUUCCUUACACUGAGGUCCAGGUUCUCGGAAACCAAGAAGGACCGGGUGCCUCCAAGCAGAAUCCCUGGCUCGCUGGCAGUUUUGCCUGACUCACUCUCAGGCUCUUUCGUAGCCCCACAUAUGCAAACUACUGUGGUCUGGAGCCACCUGCUUCCCAUUUGACCUCACUGACAGCUAGCUCCUUCUCUAACACAACUGUGGACUCUGUUUCCAGAUGCUGGUCUAAAACAAUGAGCCAAGCUCCGCCCUCUGUCGCAGGUGCCUUCUCACCAGGAUGGCUGCUUACAGUAGACAGCUGCUGUGUAAGCAGAGCCUAGAACAUUGGCAAUGGCAAGCACUUGCCACAGUCCCCUGCAGUACCAUAACUUCAGUGUCCCAAGAUCACUGUGACCAGUUGGGAGGAGGCCAGUUUGGGGAAACAUCAAAUUCUGUAUUGAAGGAAAAGCUUUCAGAGGGCAAGCCUAGGAAGAGAGUUGGGGGAAGGUUUUGUGAACUAGGUAUAGCCACUUAAAAAUGUUAAAGCUGGUCACUGCAAACAAGCCCUUCUGCACCUCUCUCCUGCCAGUUUGGCUCGCCACACUUGAAUCAAGCACGAGGAAGCAGUAAGGCCUAGCCUAAUAUAGCAGAGCAAAUACGGGGCCUGAACUCAGUUGGUUUCCAUCCUAACUUUGCUAACGACCAAUGUCAUGUCCUUGGGUAACCCACCCCCCGGACUCAAACUCCCAAUGAAGGAAAAGUUAGGACACUUAGUGGUGAGGCACUGAGUGUACCCUCCCCCAGCCUUCUCCUCAUUCUUGCUAGAGAGGAACCCAGGUGGGCCAAAAUGAGAAAAGGAACUGGGCCACAGAAUUUAAUCUUACGGUUCCUACAUUUCACUCUCUGAGGUUGCUUAUGAAAUCUCACCAUAUCAUUUAUAGAAUAAUCAGCAGUUAUAAAAUUUGGCUGAUUAUUUUUCUAUCCAGUACUUCAGCUGUGUUUUCUCAUGAGUGGUUCAGCAUGUGUUUGCAGACCCAAAGGGACUGAAGUACAUCAUGGCAUGGAGGUCAUCUCCCCAUCCUUUUAAAAGGAAGGAAACCAAACUUUUACUCUGUUCACGAGUGGAUGUUCGUUUGGGAAGCUUAACUUGACACCUAUGUGGAUUUUACUGUUUUUCUCUGUGGUUUUCCAUGUUCUGUCAUAUUCUGUUGACUUUUUUUUUUUUGACUAGAGUCUCAACUGUCCUAGAACACGGUGUGACAGGCUGAUAGCCGCAUGUGUUUUGGCAACAUUUUAAGGCGUGGUCAUCCGUCAGGCUUUGAGGUCUGUGGUUGCUUAUGCUCGCCGUCCUCCACAUUGAGCAAUGGCUGCUGAUGGAACCAGAAAUCUAACUAUUUGUGGUUGAGACUCUUCCUUAAAGCUGGUUUUCCAUUGUCAUGCUACAGACCACUGGUGGAUGCAUAUGCCCAGGGACAAGUGAUGGUUUAUUGUGUUGUUUGUGGUGCAGUAAGGAUACCCCAUGCUGGUGCCUGCAUGUUGGUACGCAGUUGUUGAAUUUCUCUCUCCUAAGCUACGUGCUGAAUCUUCCUCAGUCAGCCUGUCUUCUCGGCCAUAUGCUUUUGGCCAUAGGUGCUCAGUCUACCGGUUCGAAAGGGUCUCUAUUUCAAGAUGGUGUGGCAUCUCUCCUGUGCUGACUCCUUCUUGGUCCUUCACUGUGGCCUUCUCAAGAUGAGCCAUUUCGGUUGCAUCUGAAACCAGGGUGUGGCUGUGGCAUUGCUAGAACAGGAUGCACUUUGAGAACAAAUGUCGCUUUCUUAUGGCAUUUCCAGUAAUAACUUGGGGAGGAGGUGUUGCUUCCGAACAUGGAGAUUUUUCUAGAGGUCUGCUGAGCCCACAGAAAGAACCAGAAGAACGUUACAGAAAACCCAGUCAGGAUACGACGGUCAUCGGUCAGAAAUCCUUCUUCCUGUGGAACCAGAUGUCCCAGCCUGUCCUCAUCCUUCAGCCUCGCUCUUUGUCUUCACCUUUGGCAAGGAAGAGAUGACAGGAACCAUACCCGAAGGGUGCCCAGCUAGGAGCCACCCUCAUCAUAGUGACUGUCAGUGUUCAGUCGGCCCAGCCCUCCAGUAGACUUGAGAAGUAUUUGAGAACUGAAGGGGGUGAUUUCCUCUUAGAGGUCUCAGGGUCUUCAAGAGCUUUGGUCCAGGAUGGUGUGCUCAUCAUGCGGAUGACAAUUUUGUUACUGGAUUGUAAAGAGGGUUUUUUUUUUCUCUCUAGACUUGCCUCUCCUCUUCUUCUGUCUUAAACACGUGGCAGAUUCCCAAGGAGCAGUUUGCUCUAGAUCCCUGUUACUUUGGCAGAAAAAGAAAUGGAACUUAUACACAUAUUCCACAGCCUGUACACCAAAAGUAUUCUUCUCUAAAUACCAUCAAGUGAUGCCCUCCCCCCAAUCCUUCCUGGAAUGUAUCAUUUUAUUCUCUCUCUGAUUAUCUUCUGGGACCAGAGUCCUCUUCUUCAUGUCCCCACACCAUGAUCACAGGACACCAUUCACUGCCUCCUGUAGCCAGCCAAGCAGGCACCCUACAGUCUAUGCCAGGCAGUUGAGGAAUGGAAAUGACACCUCAAAUAAUGACAGUCCAUCAUUUAUUCCCACUCUGAAGUUUAGGGAGUUUAUUUUAGCCCUUAGCUUCCUGAGUGCAUUUGUACUGUAUUGUAAAAAAAAUCCUGCCCACAAAAUAAGCAUACCCCGAUCAAAGCAGAGUGUACCGGCAUCACGUAUCUUUGCUACCCAACAAUGGUGUCUUUUACCACAGCAUCCAACCUGGAGCUCACAGAACUGGUCUGUCACUUUUAAAAUUAGAUGCCUUUGAUCAGAAUCUGACUCACAGUGUUUGAGCUCUAUAGUUAUUUGAGUCCCUAGACCUUAUUUGAUCAUAUUCAAAAAAUCAUUUUCUGUGUUUGCUUUGAUUUGGUCCUCAAUAAAUUAAAGUGAUCCACGCUCUAACACUGCCAUAUCUGACCUUUUCUGCCAUCAUUACACGGUUCCUUUUGAUCAGACUUUUGAAGAUAGGUCUCUCCUAAUCUAUCUCAGAGUUUUGAGUGUUCUCUGAGACAAAUACUGGGCUUGUCUUCUAUCUUACACCAACACCCCUUCCUAAAAGUUGUUGCUUAGUUUUGGAAGCACUCGGGGGUUUCAUACUUAUUUUGUAUAACACCCAUUUAUAUUUAUUUCUGUAUAUAGAAAUAGAACAGAAAAGUAGUAGAUCUUCGUUGUGGUUCGACAUUGCUGCUUUUGGGUUAGGAUAGUGAAUAUAGGUUCCAGUUCCUCUCUCUUCUGUCUUUGGAGAGCUGUGAUUGAGUGUGCAAUUAUUUGGAAGGAGAAAAUGUAAAUUAAGAUAUCUGUAGUGUUUAUGGAAAAAGUCUCUGGGGACAUCAACUGCUUGUGUCUCUUUGGUGCAAUAAUUAAAUAGCAAGAGAAGCUGAAAUGACAACCAUACAAUCUAGUGACUCUCUUACUUGCUCAUGAUUCCUUUCUGUUCGCAAAUUCUCUGAAAAUUACUCUCUUUAACUGGGUUAACUUUUUAAGUUGCUUAAUUCUCAUAGUUUUUAAAACUAGGGUGGCUUAGAGGUAUCCAAAACAUGCUAUUACAAAACGAAAUUAUCGUAUUUGUGAACCAUUUAAUUGACUGAAAAAUCGUAAUUGCGGUCCUGCCUGGUCUCCUUGGGUUUUUAGCUUUUUAAAGCCUUUGUGGUUUAAACGAUAAUAAUGACUUAGUUUUCUGAGCUAAAGACUUCCUCGUUCCGUUCUCUUUUGAUAGCUAGGACUCAGCACCAGUGAGGAUGCGGGUCAUGUCCCAGAGCCAAGGCAGAGCAGUGCUUUGGUAAGGACAAAGAGGAACGAAUGCUGAAGAAGGAAAAGUCUAGAACAAUCUUUUGCUAAUAAGUACAUUAUGAUGAAAACUGCUGGGAAGGGUUUUUUUUUGUUUUUGAAUAAUAAAAAAAGGUAAACAUCGUACCUGUCCUUCAGAAUGCAAGCUGACACGACCUGUGUAAGCAGUCACUAGUGGCGGGAGCCCUUUAUCGUUCAUGUUCUACUUAAGAAAGUUUGUGCUGAAAUUUGAUUCAUAUCUUGGUAUGUUUUGGUGCAUAAAAGAGAAAAAAAUAAGUGUCUUUACUUUUGAAAUUUAAAGGACAAAGGGCAUGCUCUCUCAGUUUGUUGUAAGAUUGUAUUCUGUAUAUAUGUUUCCAUGUACAUAAAUGAAAAUAUAUAUCAGAGUUAUAUUUUAAUUUUUAUUCUAAAUGAAAAAACCCUUUUUACUUGAAAACAUGGU
Molecule: messenger RNA, 7552 nt
Organism: Chionomys nivalis (European snow vole)
Lineage: Eukaryota; Metazoa; Chordata; Mammalia; Rodentia; Cricetidae
Gene: Sfmbt2
Product: Scm like with four mbt domains 2
Exons: 21
Coding region: 270-2927 (885 amino acids)
Biological process (GO): regulation of DNA-templated transcription
Cellular component (GO): nucleus
Molecular function (GO): transcription corepressor activity; histone binding
Source: RefSeq, a predicted model, not a curated record